GUUCAAAGGAAAGGUAUCGCUAUUGUGGACGUUGCUAUUACCUUGGUUCAAUUUUAAUGACAUAUAACACAUAAUUACGAACUGAAGCAGCAUGAAGUUUCAAGUGUUGUGUGGGGCAUUGACGGGGCUGUGCCUCGUGCUGGGGGGGCUCGCCCAGGGCCCCACGAUCGGGCCUUGCAGCGCCCCCAACACGACUGAGAACUUCAACGACGCCUACAUUAGUAAGCUCCUUGACGAAGAUUACCAGAUUGUGCUGUCGGAUGGUCAACUGUUAACCGAGAAGAAGUUGAGGUUUAUACGUGACGGUACAUACAUCUACAAAUACAUUGAUGGGGCGGGGCGGUCUGCUCAGCACACAGGAGAGUACCGCGCGCAGACUCACGCUGCCUCUGCCCCAGCCACCAUAACGCUGCACUCCCUCCCCAGUGGAUGUAAAUCUCGUCUCAUAUUCAACAAGUUCUAGCAAUUUUUCAAUUAGAAUAUAAAGCUAGCAAGUCGCAUAUUCAAUAUGCAACUUUCUAGCAAGUUGCAUAUUCAACAAGUUCUAGCAAGUAACAAUUUUUGGUCAUGCUGAGAGAGGAUGUUUGAAGUCAAAGAGGUGAGGAGGGCAUGGUAGGCGUCCCAAUGGCUGUUCAACAUUGCGUUCAAUGGAGUUAAAUGAAGCAUUUUGUCCUAAUUUGACAUGAG
Messenger RNA from Hyalella azteca, 687 nucleotides. RefSeq lists its product as uncharacterized. The coding region runs from base 92 to 463 and encodes 123 amino acids. The record is from RefSeq and is a predicted model, not a curated record. The transcript is spliced from 4 exons. NCBI's taxonomy places the organism in Eukaryota, Metazoa, Arthropoda, Malacostraca, Amphipoda, Hyalellidae.